Micromonas pusilla CCMP1545 is the source of this 279-nucleotide messenger RNA. RefSeq lists its product as uncharacterized. The annotation marks the transcript as partial. The record is from RefSeq and is a predicted model, not a curated record. NCBI's taxonomy places the organism in Eukaryota, Viridiplantae, Chlorophyta, Mamiellophyceae, Mamiellales, Mamiellaceae. The transcript has a single exon.
CUCGUGAACGUGGACUUGGGCCCCGCCGCGGUCCUCGGCGCGAGCGUGAUGACGUCCGCGAUCGCGCUCUACCAAGUCCGCGCGUCGAGGCCGGAGGUGUCGAGAGACCAAGACGUCUUCUUCUCCUCCGUCGGGCUUCUGUGCGGCGGCAUCCUCGUGUUCCAAGGGUGGAGGUUAGACCCGCUGAUGUUGUUCGGGCAGCUCCUGACCGUCGGCACCGCGGUCGCGUUCGCGUCCGAGACCGUCGGGCUCCGGCAGGAGAUCUUGGACCGCGAGCGC